AUUCAUUUGAAGAAGCACAAAGGUGCUACUUUGUAUUCAUUUACAUAAUAAUAUAAAAGUGUGAAAUUGUGAAACAAGAAUGUGUGUGAAAAGUUGCUCAAUUGAGUUCGUAUUUCAGAAAAAUGGAAGGCAAAAACACUAAUUUCCAUUGAUCAAUUAUUUAUUGAGUCUAAUGAACGCACCCAUUAGCUAAAUAUAGUCAAUGACAGCAUGAAUUUGAACAGCCUAUUUUUGAAAGCAACUUUUAAAACUAAAUUAGUUAAAUUAUAAAUAAUUGGAGUUAAAAUGAUAUCGUUAAUUAUGAUUAGACAAUAUUAAAAAAAUUAAAGGAAAGAAAUAAAAGUUAGAAUAUCCAUUUUUAUUUUGAAUGUGAAUUGAUAGAAGCGCCACCACUGUGGCUUGUUUUGAAAGAAUUAUUACCAAAGAGAAAGUGCAGAAAAUUAGUUGAAAGGUUGAAGUUUUAUGCAAAAAUAAAUCAAAAUUGAGAAUAACAUGACUACCCUUAACAACAUAAACGACUCAAUACUUGAUGAAAAUGAACAUUUAAAUUCAAAUUCUGAAAGUACGACAACAAAAGAAGAAGUUGUAGACUAUGACGAUAGUAGUACAAGCACUAAUUUUGAAUAUGAAUCCUACACGAAAUUUCAAUUAAAAAUUGAAAAAGUUGAAACAUGCAAUAAAUUUAAUAAAUGUCGAGUUUGUGAGAAAAUUUUUGUAAAUGCUGAUGCUUUACAAUCACAUGAACGAACAGCACACAUAAAUGAAAGAGCAGCAGCUGUACAUGACGAAUCUUCAUCCAGUUCAAGUUCUUCGUCUGCUGAAACAUAUGCAAGUACCGAAGAAGCAUCAAAGAGUUCCAAUGGAUACGUAAAACAGUAUGAAGAGGUUCCAAGACUGAAACCAUAUGUGUGUACACAUUGCGAUCGAACAUUCUUAACAAGUUCCAAUCUAAAAGUACACAUACGGACACACACCGGUGAAAGGCCCUAUAAAUGUUAUUAUUGUGAUAUGAGUUUCUCACAAUCGAGUGCACUGAAAGGUCACAUACGUAUUCAUACUGGUGAGAAACCAUUCAGAUGUGAUAUUUGUGAGCAGACAUUUACGCACCCACAUUCCUUAAAAAUUCAUCAGAGAACACAUAUAAUUGAUAAACCGUAUAAAUGUAGUCAAUGCGAUCAAGCAUUCUCUCAACCGGAUUCACUCAAGAUACAUACUAGCAUACAUGUGGUCGCUGAAAGACCUAUUUUCCAAUUUAGUUUUUUCAAUUCUCAAUAUGAUGAUGAUAUAGCUGAUGUCGUUGAAAAUCAUUUUAAUUCAACACCUGUCGUAGAAAAUGUAUAUAUCGAACAACCUUUACCAAUAGAGAUUCCAGUAAUUCCACCACCUUCAUCGCCAAUAAUAACACCUAACAACACAUCAAUAACGUCAGUGACAUCGGUAACACCAACGUCUCAACAAAAAGAAAAACCAUUUAAAUGUAACAUUUGCGAUAAACGUUGCGUAACUAAAGCCAAUCUAAAAAUACACGAACGAACACAUACCGGUGAAAAACCAUACAAAUGUGACACUUGCGGAAAAUCAUUCUCGCAAUCAAGUAGCUUAAAAGCACAUGAAACAAGUCAUACCGGUGAUAAACCAUUCAAAUGUCGAUAUUGUGACCAUACAUCAGCCCGUAAACAAUGGCUACAAGUUCAUGAGAGAAUACAUACCGGUGAGAAACCGUUCAAAUGUGAUGUGUGCCAGAAAGCAUUCGCUCAAUCCAGUACGUUGAAUCUACAUAAACGUACGCAUAUGAAAGAUAAAAAUUAUAGUCCUGUUGAAGUUAGUCAAAGUCCAUCCUAUAGUGAAGAUGCAGAAUUAGAAAAACGUAAACAAUUAGCAAUAGAGCUUGGUUUAAAUGAUGGAGUUUCAUUUAUGAAUUUUUUGUAACAGAUGUGUCGUAAUCAAAGUUCUUGGAACAUUCUCUAUUCUAAUAUUCAUGUGAAAAUUAACU
Molecule: messenger RNA, 1993 nt
Organism: Chrysoperla carnea
Lineage: Eukaryota; Metazoa; Arthropoda; Insecta; Neuroptera; Chrysopidae
Product: zinc finger protein 658B-like
Exons: 2
Coding region: 493-1929 (478 amino acids)
Biological process (GO): regulation of transcription by RNA polymerase II
Molecular function (GO): DNA-binding transcription factor activity, RNA polymerase II-specific; RNA polymerase II cis-regulatory region sequence-specific DNA binding
Source: RefSeq, a predicted model, not a curated record